CGAGGGAGAGGCCCCGGGACCGCUGCGGCUCCCAGUGCGUGAAGUGCAAGGACGGCUCCCCGGUGGUGGUCCUCCGCGCUGGAGACGCCUUCUGCAAGUAAGUGCGGUGGGGAGAACUUCUGGGUACUCCGGAACAAAGCCCCCCUACCCCGCCGUCCCCGUGCAGACUUUUUCCUUUUCCCGGCAGCUGCUUCCGUGCAGAUUUAUUCCUGAGCCCUUCUGCUCACCCCGGUCAGCUUCAUUCCCGGCCUGCCGAAACGCAGGCCGAGGGUCGUGAACGAACCUGGAUUUUUCUCCGCACUGUUGUACGUGUUUUGCAGGGCCUGCUUCAAGGAGUACUUCGUUCACAAGUUCCGUGCCAUGCUUGGGAAGAACCGCUGCAUUUAUCCUGGAGAGAAGGUUCUCCUGGCUUUCUCGGGUGGUCCUACCUCCAGCUCGAUGUUGCGGCAGGUGCAAGAGGGCCUGAACCGAGAAGCAGCAAAGAAGCUUCGCUUCAAACCAGGAAUAAUCUAUAUUGAUGAGGGAGCUGUGUGUGGACGGACCUUGGACGAGCGGGAGAAAACCUGCAGGCAGGUGGAGGCUAUCCUGCAAGCUUCAGGGUUUCCCUAUCAUCUGGUGUUCUUGGAGGAGGUGUUUGACCUUCCUGCUUCUGUCCUGAACUCGCUUUCCCACCGUCCUGCUGACCAGGCUCACAGCUACAAGGAAGCCGUGGCUGAUUUCACGAGGUGGCGGCAGCAGUGUGAGAAGAAGGAGGGUGCGGCAACUUCCCUCGAGGACCGGCUGGCAGAGUGUAGCCUGCAAGGCUGUGCAUGGAAAGAACGGCUGGCGGUUCUAGACACCAGCUCUUUUCCUGCUUCUCACACAGAACUGUCCCGCCUCUUCGGGGCUGUCAAAUCCUUGACUGCAAAAGAGGAGCUUCUGCAGACCCUCCGGACUCACCUGAUCCUACACGUGGCUCGGAGAAAUGGAUACAGCAAGGUGAUGGUGGGAGACAGCUGCACCCGUGUGAGUGUCAAGCUGUUGACCAACCUCUGCCUAGGACGGGGAGCCUUCCUGGCUAUGGACACGGGCUUCUCGGACAGCCGCCACGGCGACAUUCUGAUCCUGCGCCCGAUGCGGGAGUAUCCUGCCAAAGAAAUUAUUUUCUACAACUACCUCUUUGGGGUGCCCACCAUCUUCACACCUGGACUGGGCACCAAAGCUUCUGAUCGAGCCAGCAUCCACCUUCUGAUAGAGAGCUUCCUCUGCAAGUUGCAGUCUGAAUUUCCCUCCACUGUUAGCACAGUCUACCGGACAGGAGAAAAGCUCAGUGCAGCUCCUCGAGAAGUUGACUCGGGUGUGCCAACAGCACCGGCCCAGUGCCUCCUUUGCCUUUGCCCCCUGGACACCAAUGUUGAGGACGGAUCCUCCUUGCAGUCCAUGCUGCUAUCAGAGCAGCUCUGCCCGAGGCCGCCAGCUGAGAAUUGCUGUGAAACGGGCAGGACCCAGGCAGGCUGUUGCGGGAGACCUCCAGUGGUGGGAGACUCCUCCCAGCUUCUCCCGUUGCUCUGCUAUGGCUGCCGUCUAACAGUCAAGGAGCUGAGUUGCACGGAGUCUCUCCCACCAUACAUUCACGAGGAGGCUGAGCGCCAGCGAUGCAGGGCUGCGAUGAAGCAAGAAAUCCAGGAGUUCUUGCUCGAAGAUGAUGCUUAACUCGCAUCGGGUGGUUUACGGCCCAGAGGAGUACAAGCCAGGAGGAUUCAAAUCUUAAAACAUGAAAGGGAGCAGCCUUGCUCAUAGAAGCCUUAUGGAAGGUCUGAAGGAAAACAGAUUCCUUCUUGGCGGUCAC
This is a messenger RNA of Python bivittatus (Burmese python), 1828 nucleotides long. The record is from RefSeq and is a predicted model, not a curated record. Lineage: Eukaryota; Metazoa; Chordata; Lepidosauria; Squamata; Pythonidae.